Molecule: messenger RNA, 1806 nt
Organism: Cyclopterus lumpus (lumpfish)
Lineage: Eukaryota; Metazoa; Chordata; Actinopteri; Perciformes; Cyclopteridae
Product: 4F2 cell-surface antigen heavy chain-like
Exons: 8
Coding region: 37-1806 (589 amino acids)
Biological process (GO): carbohydrate metabolic process; amino acid transport
Source: RefSeq, a predicted model, not a curated record
UUCUCAUCACCGAGACGUUACCGGAGCCCCGCUGCUAUGAACACGGAGGAGACCAACGUGGACCUGAAGGAUGCGGAUCCGCAGGAGGCGCCGGGUCCGGGUCCCGAUGCGGUCCCGGAGGAGGCGCCGGGUCCCGCUGUGGAUGCUGAUGCUACGGAGGCCGAUGUGAGCGAAGCGGAUCUGGACCAGGUGGACCAGGAGGACCAGGUGGACCAGGAGGACCAGGAGGACCAGGAGGACCAGGAGAAGCAGCCGAUGACCGGAGAAGGAGACCGGGCCGAGGACGCUCCGUCGGCCGGCGGAGAGGAGGCGGAGCCGGUACCGGUACCGGAGAAGAACGGGUCCGUGAAGCUGAAGAUCCCCGAAGACGAGGAGGAGAAAUUCACAGGACUGACCAAGGAGGAGCUGCUGAGGGUAGCGGGCACCCCGGGCUGGGUGAGGACUCGCUGGUCCCUGCUGGUGGUGUUCUGGUUGGGUUGGUUGGGCAUGCUGGGUGGAGCCGUCCUCAUCGUGCUCCAGGCUCCUCGCUGUAGAGACCUCCCGUCCUCCAGCUGGUGGAACGCCGGCUCGCUGUACCGGAUCGGAGACGUCGGGGCCUUCAGCGCCACCCACGACCUGAAGGGUGUGGAGCAGAAGGUGGGCUACCUGUCCCAGAUGAAGGUCCGAGGUCUGGUGAUUGGUCCGAUCCACAUGGCUCCAGCCGACGACGUCAUGAGUCUGAGGUUUGAGGAGGUCUCCUCUGAGUCUGGAACCCUGGACCAGUUCAAGGACCUGGUCCAGGUGGCUCAUAAGAAGGGUAUUUCUGUGGUUCUGGAUCUGACUCCAAACUACCAGGGUUCUUCUGGACCCUGGUUCUCCAACGGCAGUGUGACCAACGUAGCUGAGAGGCUGAAGUCCGCUCUGGUCUUCUGGGUGAACCAAGGCCUGGACGGGGUCCAGCUGUCGGGGGUGGAGCGAGUGGCCAGCAUGGUGCCGUCUCUGUGGACCGACAUCCGAGCCAUCGUCCAGAACGGGACGGAGGGGACUCUCAACAAGAGAGUCCUGAUCGGCGUCACCGAGCGCUCCGCGGCCGAAGACGUGUCCGCCCUCCUCAACUCCACCGGCGUGGACCUGCUGAUCUCCGGCGUCCUCCUCCCCGGCGCCACGGAGGCCACGGACGCCACGGAGCGCGCUCAGUCCGUCCAGCUCUUGUACUCGGCCCACAGCCAGCUGAAGCUGGCCUGGAGCCUUGGGGGGUGGGGCCAAGGCCACCUGGCCUUGCUGGUGGGGCGGGGCCAAGGCCACCUGGCCUCGCUGGUGGGGCCGGCUCUGGUCAGACAGCACCAGCUGCUGCUGCUCACGCUGCCGGGGACGCCGGUCUUCAACUACGGAGACGAGAUCGGCCUGAUGGACGAGGGCAACACGUUUCCCAGAAUGCUUUGGGACUCUGAAGAUGAGCUGAACGGGACUUUGAAGGAGGAGUGGGCGGAGCGUCGGUCGUCCCGCCGCUUCUUCAGCGCUCUGAGCGCGCUCCGCGCUAAAGAACGCUCCCUGCUGUUCGGAGACUUCCUGCUCCUCUCUAACUCCUCCUCCUCGCUGGCGUACCUGCGCGUCUGGGAUCAGAGCGAGCGCUACCUGGCCGCCUUCAACUGGGCGGAGGAGGCGGCGGCGCUGCACCUGAGCGGCGCGGCGGCGCUGCCUCGGUGGGCGGUGGUCGUCCUCAGCACCGACGGCGGCGCCCUGCCGGCCGACAGCAGCGUGGACCUGACGGAGCUGCGGCUCGGCCCCGGGGAGGCAGCGCUGCUCAGGUUUCCGUACGCCGGCUAG